AUGCAGCUCCCGAGGUAUUUACGAGGCCUGGUGUGGUUUCAAAACAGAAGAACAAAAUGGCGGAAAAAGCACGCGGCGGAAAUGGCGACGGCUAAACGCAAACAAGAGGAGCUUGGGGACGAGUGUGACGAGCAAGAAUCCCACGACGCGGACGCCUGUAGUGACGAAGACGACGCCAAACGACCGCGUCUCGACCUCCACAUGCAUCUGCCCCACCACCGGCAGUGA
Molecule: messenger RNA, 228 nt
Organism: Pieris macdunnoughi
Lineage: Eukaryota; Metazoa; Arthropoda; Insecta; Lepidoptera; Pieridae
Source: the annotation of a GenBank genome assembly